AAGUCAGAUGCGCCGAAACCAUCCUCGUGCCUUUCUGCGAUAGGGUUGAUGCGUUGGUCUGACGGUCCACGGUCCCCGUCGCCCCUGAUGAACUGGGAGAAGCGGAACCUUGUAGCACAGACACCUUCGGGGCCCGGCCUAAGCUGAUCGCUUGACACUGCGGACUGGAGAUGCGAGCUAAUCCCCAUAGCAACAACUAUCUCCUCCCGCCGACUAGGAUAUCGUCACGGUUCGGCCUGAAUUGCUAUUUGCGCUACCCUGUGCCACCCACUUUCUGGCCGGGUCGCCUUUGCUGCUACGAGAACAGGAUUUCGUUGCUAGAUUCAAUUUCAACACGGUGUCCUCGAACAGUUUUGAGGGAGCUUUCCACUUCUUAUCAAUCCAGACAAACACAGCAUGAGAACAGUCUUAGGGACGCUAAUCAAGAUGUGCACCUGUUUCAGGAGUUGACAUGCGUUCCGACGUUUUGUCAUAUUGCAGUGUGUUCAGUCUUUCCGUCUGGCGUCAACAUCAACUCUGAAGCAACUUCUCCGUUGCGUUACAUCGGAAGGUCAUGGGGUGGCCUCACAGAGCUUUAUUACAAAUAUGGAACGCUCUUUGACAUAUGUCCGUCCCUUUUCGACUCUUUAUAACUGCAUUCCUGAGCUUGCUUUCUUCCGGAUCAACGCGCCAAGGACAAUUUCUACUGCCAAGAGACAAAAUUCUUCCACCACUCAGGAUUCCCAUAGAUCAUAUUCAUUUUAACCAUCGGUUCACCCGCUCCUCUGUUGUAGCUUCUACCAUAGCUGCCUCUCGGUGCUGGUUCUCCGCUCAUGCAC
Cantharellus anzutake is the source of this 818-nucleotide messenger RNA. RefSeq lists its product as uncharacterized. Bases 171 to 632 code for a protein of 153 amino acids. The transcript is spliced from 2 exons. The record is from RefSeq and is a predicted model, not a curated record. NCBI's taxonomy places the organism in Eukaryota, Fungi, Basidiomycota, Agaricomycetes, Cantharellales, Hydnaceae.